This is a messenger RNA of Triticum aestivum (bread wheat), 1868 nucleotides long. RefSeq lists its product as uncharacterized. Gene Ontology annotation, molecular function: protein binding. The coding region runs from base 153 to 1583 and encodes 476 amino acids. The record is from RefSeq and is a predicted model, not a curated record. The transcript is spliced from 4 exons. NCBI's taxonomy places the organism in Eukaryota, Viridiplantae, Streptophyta, Magnoliopsida, Poales, Poaceae.
GUCGGAUCAGAGUCAGACGCCCCUCCUCCUCCCCCUAAUAGGGUUCAGGGUGUCAGCAACCUGAGGCUCGAAAUCCCCAUUGGAUUCCAUUGUUUAUAUUGAGUUCAAUACUGACAACACGCGCCGGCGCCGCCAAGUUGUAGAUCGCAGUCAUGGAUCGGUUUCAGCAGUCCAAGAACGAAGAUAGGCUCACCACGCUGACCGACGAUGUUUUGCUCAAUAUCUUGGGGAGAGUCGGCCUAUGUACGGCGGCAAGGACGAGCGCGCUGUCGACGCGGUGGAGGCAGCUGCCUUGGCUGCUGCCUGAGCUCAGCAUUGAUGUCAAGGAUUUCCUACGUGCUCCACACGCAGACCCAGUCGAGGAAGAUGACAUGCUCAGAGCGAUGGCGUCUCUGACCCAAGCAGUAAGGUGUUUGUUUACUAGACCUCGGAGGCGAUCCACCGUCAUAAAGCUGCAGCUUAAUCUCUACUUGAUCGACUGCUUCUCGAGAGAUAUUGGCCCACUACUAUCUGAAGCUAUUGACGCCGGUCUACUCAAAGAUCUGGACCUUACCGUUCUUGAUGAGACAGAUUACCAAUGUUAUCAGUAUAUGCGAAGCCUUGCCAAACGCAUGCAUGAGUCUUUCAGUGCCUACCCUAGUGUGCCCCAUUGCCUCACAAGACUCUCUCUAUGCAACAUGUGCUUUGAACAAUUGGACAUGCACCAUAUCCUCUUUGACUGCUGCAAACAACUCAAGCAUCUAACCAUGUCUAACUGUGAUGCUGGUUGUUGGUCCCUGUUGAAGAUAGACGCACCCAACUCAAACCUGAAAGUCUUGGAGCUAGACGACAUGUGUUGUUUUGAGAGAAUUGAGGUUGUCUGCCUUCCCAAGCUGGAGAAGCUCCAUUGGGAUACUUGGAUAUCUGAAUAUGCCCCCUUGUCUUUUGGUUUUGCUCCGUCCCUCGUGGAAUUACACCUCUCAAAUGCCUUCAAGAUUAAACAGCAUGAACUUAAAUUAAGCCAGCUUCUACAUGGAGCCGGAGGCAUUCAUACUCUCACAUUGGAUUUCCGAGGAGAAAACAUCUGGCUGCAACCUGAAAUAAAAGAACUGUCCUCCACAUUCAGCAAGCUAAGGAAGCUAUUCAUACUAGAGGUCUUUUUUGAAUUUGACCUUCUAUGGAUCACAGCAUUUCUUGAGGCGGCUCCUUCUGUUGAAAUACUGCAUAUUGGGGUACAUGAACAUGUAUGCGAAUUUGGUAUUCAGAGCGGACCUGAGAGUUUUCCUGAAACAACAAAUCCUCAGUGGGAGAUGGACUUCGGCGGCUCGACGAACUUGCUACUGAAAGAGCUCCAAAUUGUCGGGUUUAGACCGCUAGAGCAGCAGCUGACUUUUAUAAGAGCGAUACUGGAACGAGCCCCCAAUCUGCGGACGGUGGUUCUGAAGGAUGUCGAGCAUUGUGACGAUUGUAAUGCCCUCGCCCUCAGUGCGCAGCCCGGUGCGUUGCCAUGGCCUGUGUUUCCCAAGAACAAGGAUGAGCGAGACACGGUGGUCAGGCGAGUCAUGGAUGGCACGUCCUUCUCAGGACGGAUAAUUUUUAUGUGAUUGGCAAGCCGUAGGUUUAGAUAGAGUAAUUAUCAUCUCUAAACAGAGUAAAAAACUAGAAAUGCAACAAAACAGAAAAGAUGUAGUUGCUUCUAUCAUUAAAUGGCCUUUCUGCAGGGCAACACUCACGCUUUAUUAAGUUCCGGCCUUGCGGGUGCAGGCAACGUCUACGCUGACAUGAUAAAAUUCAAAAGACAACAGAAUGCUAGUCUUUCGCACAAAGUACCACUAGUCAUGGAGUAAAAUUAUAAUCAAGACCCAAACUCUUUCGAGUUUGACACCAAU